This is a messenger RNA of Amoebophrya sp. A25, 739 nucleotides long. NCBI's taxonomy places the organism in Eukaryota, Dinophyceae, Syndiniales, Amoebophryaceae. The record is from the annotation of a GenBank genome assembly.
GUGGUGGAAAGCAAGGCACAGUGACGCCUCCGUCAGGCAGCGAUGAAGACGACGGUGGAACGAAUCGAGAUGACGAUUUGAGUGAGCAGCGGUUUCUAGACGAUGAAAAUCGCAGCUUAGAUGAAGCGUCCGCACGCGACGACGAUAGCCUUCUGCAGCUUCUGGAAGAAAGUAGUGACGCAGCUUCGUCCUGCGGUGACGGUUUCCCACCGCGUUCUUCGGAUGAAAAUCAAAACGGUAUCAAUAGCUCUGGCUCAUCGCAUCAUCGACAGGGACAGCUUAAGAACGGAGUGACGCAAGGCCCGCGAAGGCCUGCCACGAUUCGCGAAGACGAGGACAAGGCAUAUCACAGUAGUUCGAGCAAAGAGUCGGCGUCGAGCAGUGGAUGGUCUUCUGCAAGCCGCACAGCAGUGAUAAACCAUCGGAGUUAUCGUAAAAGAAGGCAGAGUGCUGGUGAACAAGCCAGUGUCCAAAAGGCUAAGAGUGAGCGGGUGCGUCGCGGAGAGGUGCACGGGGACGAUCAAGAUGAAGAUUAUAGGAACGACAAAGGCUUUGAUACGGAGGCCGAAGCAAGAACUAGCAACCGCACAUCAAAUCACGUGCAAAAUGUGCGGCAGAGGGAUCGCAGUAGCAGGAACCCAUACAUGGAAACUGCGACAGGAGCUGAUGCGCAAUCUACUUCUGGGGGAGACUUGUUUUUAGAUGAGGAGGAGAGUGGGCGCAACCUGCCAUCGUUAGG